Molecule: messenger RNA, 780 nt
Organism: Hibiscus syriacus
Lineage: Eukaryota; Viridiplantae; Streptophyta; Magnoliopsida; Malvales; Malvaceae
Product: abscisic acid receptor PYR1-like
Exons: 3
Coding region: 1-780 (259 amino acids)
Biological process (GO): abscisic acid-activated signaling pathway
Cellular component (GO): nucleus; cytoplasm
Molecular function (GO): abscisic acid binding; signaling receptor activity; protein phosphatase inhibitor activity
Source: RefSeq, a predicted model, not a curated record
AUGAGAGAAGGGAGAGAAAGAGUUAUGAGCACUCUUUCAACUCUCUCAUCGGAAGAGAGGAAGGUCACCGCUGUCGGUGGCGCUCACGGCGGCUGGAGAGAGGGAAUGAUUCCCUAUGUUAAUGCUUUUAAAAUUUCUGAUAAACUCUUAGAUUUGAUGAGAUUUACUUCUCCAUUUUACUAUGGAUAUGAUUUGUUGUCACUGUUUGGUGUAGAUGGGUCUGAUCGGCUCCAAUGGUGGAGGGCAGCGAGGGAGCUGGAUGUCUUAAUCCCCAGCAUAACUCGGUUCCACACCUACUCCGUCGGCCCAGACAGAUGCUCCUUAUUAGCCCAACGUAUCGACGCCCCCAGCGACGUCGUUUGGUCUGUAGUCCGCCGUUUCGACAAAACCCAAACCUACAAACACUUCGUCAAGAGCUGCGCCGUCAAAGACGGCUCCAAAAUGGUGGUGGCCUGCACGCGUGACGUCAACGUGAUCUCCAGCUUGCCCGCUGCCACCAGCACCGAGAGGCUUGAUAUUUUGGACGACGAUUUCAAGGUAAACGCUUUUAGUAUUAUGGGGGGAGCAUCGGUUGACCGGUCGGCGACGAUGGUGCAUGGCAUCGAACGCGACGAGAAGAUCUGGACCGUGGUUUUGGAAUCGUGCGUCGUUGAUGUCCCUGAAGGGAAUACGGAGGAAGACACACGGUUGUUCGCGGAUACAGUUGUGAAGCUCAACUUGCAAAAGCUGGCGUCUGUCUCCGAAGAGUUGGCGGCGCGUGAUGGCGACUGUAAUAAAUAA